GAAAGAGAUGGUGGCGAGGUUCAAUUACAAAGUUUAUUUCUUUCAAAUCUCAAAAUAAGAAACAUGGAAAUUGACAAUAGCUAUGAAGGGAGGAAAAUAAUCCAAAACCGUUGUUGCAAUAAAAAAGUUUUACUUAUCCUUGAUGAUGUCAGCCAUACAGCCCAUCUAGAAAAUUUGGCUGGUAGCCCAAGUUGGUUUGGUGCUGGGAGUAGAGUGAUCAUAACAACUAGACAUUUAGACUUGUUGCGUGGAGCACGUGUCUCAUAUCUACAUGAGGUUGAAACUAUGAACCCAACUGAAUCCCUUCAACUCUUUUGUCAGAAAGCAUUUGGAAGAAGUGAGCCUCGAGAGGAUCUAUUGGGGCUAUCUAAGACUAUUUGUAAUUAUGCAAAAGGAAAAAUCUAUGUUGAAGGAAUAUGGCAGUAUUUUGGUGAUGCAUGAUUUGGUGGAACAAAUGGGUAGGAAAAUUGUUAUGGAUAAGUCCUCUAAUUGUGUUGGAAAUCGUAGUAGAUUGUGGACUAAUGAAGAUAUUGAUAAAGUUAUGCAAAACAAUUGGGGUAUAGAAGAAAUAGAAGGUAUGAUUUCAUCCCCAUCUUGUGAGGCAUUUUGGGAUCCUAAACCAUUUUCAAAAUUGCAUAACCUUGUUUAUCAAGACACAAGAGAAAUACAAGGUGAGGUUUCAUCCACAUCUUGUAAGGCAUUUUGGGAUCGUGAAGCUUUUUCAACAUUGCGUAAGCUUAGAUUACUCAUGAUAUCAAGUGAUUUCCAUGUUCCUGUUAGCCUCAAAUGUCUUUCUCAUGCUUUGAAAGUACUUUAUUGGACAAAAUAUCCUUUAGACACUCUUCCUUCUGGAACUCGAUUGCAUGAACUUGUUGAUCUUAGAAUGCAUCAUAGCAAAUUAAAGAAACUUGGCCUGUGCUCGAAGAAUUUGAAGUUUUUGGACUUGCGUUUUUCCAAAAACUUGAUUAAAACUCCUGAUUUUUCUAAACUUCCAAAUUUGGAAAGAUUAGAACUUGAAGGUUGUGAAAAACUUGUUGACCUCCAUCCUUCAAUUGGACAGCACAAAAAGCUUCAAGUGUUGAACUUGAAAGGUUGCAAAAGUCUUAUAGCCCAUUGUCCCAAAAAAUUGGAAAUGACUGCACUAAAAGAAUUUGUUCUUUAUGGAUGCAUUCGAGUGAAAUUUCUCCCAGAGUUUGGGAAAAAUAUGAAAAAUCUAGAAACGCUCGAUGCUGGGGAGACAAAUUUAGUCAAACUUCCCGAGUCACUUGGCUUGUUGACUGGUCUUAAAACUCUGAAAUUAAGGGGUUGCAAAAAUCUUGUUUGCCCUCCUCAAAGCAUUCACAAUUUGAAACAUCUUGUCCUUGUUGAUAUUGCUGGGUGCUCAAAAUUUGCUAGAUUGCCAGAGAAGUUGAAUGAAAUUGAAGCCUUGGAGGAGCUAGACGCAAGUGAAACCGAUAUAACUGAAAUACCGUGUUCCAUUGGUGGUUUAGAAAAACUCAAGAAAUUGUCAUUCCGUGGGUGCAAAAGGUCAACAUUGAACUCUUGGAGCAUGAUUCUUUCGUUGAAGCACAUGUUUUGGAGGCAUUCAAUUCAUAAGGGCUUAACAUUGCCUCCUUCAAUGUUCAAUCUUAAAUCACUGACACAAUUGGAUUUAAGCUAUUGCGGUUUUGAUGAUGGAUCCAUUCCGGAUGACUUGGGUGGCUUAUCAUCGUUAAGGAGGUUAGAUCUAAGUGGAAACAAGUUUAAGAAUCUACCUGCUGGCUGCAUAUCUAAUCUUUUGAAUUUGGAUACUCUGAAUAUAAAUUCUUGCUCGGAACUUCAGUCGUUGCCGCAGAUUCCGCCAAGAUUAUCGCAGAUGUAUGCAGAAGAAUGUGAUUCAUUGGAUACAGUGGAAGGUGAACAAUUAUCACAUCUCUUUGCUUCAACGGACCAGGCGGGAGUGCUUGGGCCACGUGAUUAUUUCUCACUGAUAAUUCCUGGAACUGAAGUACCGCCAUGGUUUGAGAAUCAAAUCGAUCUUUAUCUGAAUCAUAACUUCGAAGCUCUAGUGAUGAUAGACAUACCUCCUUGUGAAGAAAUGUUGGGAAUUGGAUUAUGCACUCGUCUAGAAAGUAACUUUUACUGUUGGUGGCAGUGUAGUCAUGCUUAUGUUGGACAUCCCAAUCGCGGAAACCAUGCUAUGCCAGCGUCUAAUUGUAAGGGUGGAAAGAAAAGAAAGUCUUGUCACCUCUGGGUCUCAUUUUACAAUCCAACAAAGGAUGUCCGUGAUAUGUGGCAAUCAAGGAAGAACAAUCAGAUUCCCUUUGCAUUUCGAGCCCCUUCUUACGAUGCGGAAGUUUCAAUAAAGUGUGGAUGGCGUGUCAUUCACAAAGUUGAUGUUGAAAACGGCAACAGCUCAAAGAAUCAAAGUCCCCUUCCAAUAUUGGAACAACAAAUGGACCAAGUUGUUGAUCGUAACCCGACACCGACGACAGGCCUUGGGAGCCCAUGGCCUUUCCAUACUGCAUUCACAAAACAUGGUCCCAUAACGUUCCCAAACCCACCUUCAGGAUUGUUGAUUAAUUACUGCUUAAAGAAGAGGCUCCAAUGGAAUAGUUGGUUUGCUCGCAAAGUUUGUUAUGAAAGUGAAUAUUAUGAUGAAGAAAUGCUGCGUUACUCACAAAAGAAUGUGGCAGUGUGUUCUUCACCGAAAUCCCAAUUGAUCUGUCCUAUUGAAAGUCAUAUAUUAUAUGAACUUUGCGUUGCUUCAACGCCUUAUCCGUAUAUACUCUGUUGCACUUCUUUUAGUAGAGACAUCUGGCCUCUGUUUUUGCCGAUCAUGUUGUUACGUUGA
Molecule: messenger RNA, 2833 nt
Organism: Neltuma alba
Lineage: Eukaryota; Viridiplantae; Streptophyta; Magnoliopsida; Fabales; Fabaceae
Product: TMV resistance protein N-like
Exons: 7
Coding region: 386-2833 (815 amino acids)
Biological process (GO): defense response
Molecular function (GO): protein binding
Source: RefSeq, a predicted model, not a curated record